CUCGUUCGUCAUUGGACGUAAGUUUCUCUCUCUCCUCUCCUUUUUUUUUAACUUUCUCUCUCUCACCUCUUUUCGUUAUUUCGAUUCUUUUCCAUUGGAAACGAUACCUGGGGAACUCUGGAUCUAGGUUUUCAGAUCGAUUUUGGUUUUUUUUUUUCCUCUCUCAGUCUAGGGUUUCUCUAGGGUUUCAAUUUUGGGGGUUUGUGCCCUAAUUCGCCGUCGAGGAAGGUUCUCUCUUCGGUAUCGUCCCCUCGUGGAUUCUGAUUUUGAAUCGAGGGUGCAAUUCGUCAUCGGAUUGAUUCGGUAUUGUGAUUCUUAUCCGGCCAAUUGAAAGCGAGAACAAGGAGGUGUUUGAUCGUGGAAGGGACUGACGCGUUGAUAUGUGCAGAGCCAUUGGAAGCUAGUCGCAUUGCAUUGGAAGGAGCCCCAAGUCGUCGUCUUUUCUUCUGUGUGAAGGAUGGGUAAAGCGAGGAAGCAUUCUAGAGGGAUGCAAGCUGUUGAGCGUGAUGACUUUGGUUACCCGCGUGGGACGGAUAGUGAGAUGGAGGAGGAGGCGCCCGUGAGGAAAAGGAGUCGUUUUAGCUUGAAUGGUGGAGAUAGAUUUGGUGUUCCUAAAGAGGUUUUGUCUUUGUCGAAUAUGCUAAGGUCUGAGAGAGAGCAUUUAGUUCACAGGCUCAGGAUGGAGCUUGAACAGGUCAGGGAGCUUCGUAGGAAGGUUGAAUGUUUUAGUUCAGAUAGGGUUAUGUUGUCUCCGUAUAGCGAUCUUCAUAGUUGCAGUGAUGGGUCUCGGAGGAUGCCUACACAGGGGAAAAAGCGUCGUCCUUUGCGGAAUGAUAAGCAGCGGAGUAAGAAAGGGCCAUCUCGGCAUGAUGUCCCAACAGGCUCUACAGUUGCUGCAUUGAUGAAGGAGUGCCAGACGUUGGUCGAUCGUCUAUGGUCACAUAAGUUGGGGUUUCCAUUUCGCAUUCCUGUUGAUCCAGUUCUGCUGAAUAUUCCAGACUAUUUUACUGUGAUUAAGCACCCGAUGGAUCUUGGAACGAUAAGAAGCAGACUGCGUAAUGGGGAAUACUCUAGUCCUUUGGACUUUGCAGCAGAUGUGCGUCUUACGUUUUCAAAUUCCAUGGCUUACAACCCUCCUGGAAACCAGUACCAUAAAAUGGCUCGAGAUCUCAGCGCAUAUUUUGAGUCGAGAUGGAAAACUAUAGAGAAGAAGAUACCUGUGAUGGAACCACCAGUCACGUACCUAACCAGUUCUGCUUCUCUGGAGUCUGAAGUCCCGUAUAAUGUACCACCACCAAGAAAGAAUACAGCUUCAGUGAACGAGAGCAAGUUGAGGGUGGAACCUCCGAAGUUGGUCAUGACAGAUGAUGAGAAGAAAAAACUAAGCCAAGAUUUGGACGCGUUAGAAGAGUUCCCACAAAACAUUGUUGAUCUCCUGAAAGAGCAAAUUGGCAAUGAUGACCUAUCUGGGGAAGUUGAGAUUGAGAUUGAUAUAGAGACGCUUUCAGACGAAACCUUGUUCAUGGUUCGGAAACUCCUGGAUGAUUAUCUAAAGGACAGAAAGAAAUCACAGGAGAAGAGUGAACAUUGUGAGAUGGAGAUAGCUCAUGACUCUGGAUUCAGUAAUUCCACUCUGCAGCCUAGUAAAGGUGAUCUGCUAAUUGACGAGGAUGUUGACAUAAUUGGUGGAAAUGACCCCCCUGUUUCUAGCCAUCCCCCUCACAAGAUAGAAAAAGAUGAUGCAUGUAGAAACAAUGAAUGCAGCAGUUCGAGUAGCUCCAGUAGGGAAUCAGGCUCUUCAUCUAGUGAUUCUGAUUCUUGUAGUUCCUCUAGGAGUGAAACAGAUUUCACUAAAGCUUCAAAUCCUACGAGCACAGAGGAUAAACAGGAACCAGGAGUUGAUAUCAACGGUGAAAAGAUUGUUGUAAAUGAUUCUUUAAAUGAGUCUUGUCAAGUUGAGCAUGAUGUUCGGGAAAAGUCAACCUCCAUGGCUGCAUUAAAUGUCCUUACAGAGGAGGAGACGGCUCCACUUGAGAGGCAAGAUUCCCCAGGAAAGCGUCAGCGCGCGGCUUUGUUGAAAAAUCGCUUUGCUGAUACCAUUAUGAAAGCUCGAGAGAAGACACUAACUAAGGGUGAAAAAGGAGAUCCUGAAAAACUAAGGAUAGAAAGAGAGAAGUUUGAAAAACGGCUCAGGGAAGAAAACCUACGGUUACAAGCCGAGGCCAAAGCUGUUGAAGAGGCUAGGAGGAAAGCCAAGGCAGAAGCUGCAGAGAAAGCAAGGAGGGAAAGAGAGCAAGAGAGAGAAGCUGCACGACAAGCCUUACAAAAGCUGGAAAAGACGGUGGAGAUAGACGAGGGUAGGCGGUUUAUGGAAGACCUGGAGAUGCUUAGAGCUACAGGUGCCGAGGGUGAUCAACUACCAACUUUCAUGGAAGAGAUGAGCCCCAAAUGUAGUCCGGAUAUGUUGGGUAGUUUUAAGAUGGAAGGAAACAGUAACCCGUUAGAACAGCUAGGUUUGUACAUGAAAAUGGAUGAGGAUGAGGACGAUGAAGAAGAUGAGCCACACUUUAGGCAAGGAGAAGUAGAUGAGCAGACCCUUGAUAGAAAAGAAAGAUUCACGCUUAGUCCUCACGGAGUAGAGAGAGAGGACCAACUUGAUAACGGAAAUAAAAAACCGGCAAGUCAAAAGGCACAAGAUAAUGGGAACCAAGAAGAUGAAAAAUUUAUCAACCAAAAGGAAGGAGAGGAACAAAUAGAGAAUGGGCCAGUUAGUCUUCACGGAGAAGAGGGAGAAGAUCGGGUCGGUAGUGGAAGUGAAGGGAGAGAAGAAGUGGUGAGCGAAAAGGCACAAGAUAGUGUGAACCACGAAGAUGAAGAACUCAUCAAUCAAAAUGAAGGAGGGAGAGAACAGUUGGAGAUUGUGCCAGAGCAAGAAAUCGGAGUUGAGGACAAGGGAGAUGAAGAAGCUGGAAUUGUCGACAUGGUAGGGGUGGAAACUGAAGUUGUUGAGAUGGUAAAGGUUGAUACUGAAGAAGUUGACACGAGAGAGCAAGAGACUGAAGUAGUUGGCAAUGGAGAGAAAGAAACUGAAGUUGGAGGCAUGGGAGAGCAAGACAAUGGAAUUGAGGACAAGGGAGAUGAAGAAGCUGAAAUGUACAACAAAGAUGAAGAAGCUGGAAUUGUCGACAUGGAAGGGAAAGAAACUGAAGUUGUGGACAUGGUAAAGGUAGAAACUGAAGUUGUUGACAUGAGAGAGCAAGAGACUGAAGUUGUGGACAUGGUAAAGGUAGAAAAUGAAAUUGGAGGCAUGGGAGAGCAAGACAAUGGAAUUGAGUACAAGGGAGAUGAAGAAGUUGAAGUUGUGGACAACAAAGAUGAAGAAGCUGGAAUUGUGGACAUGGGAGAGGAAGAAACUGAAGGUGUCGACAUGGUAAAGGAGGUAGAAACCGAAGGUGUCGACAUGAGAGAGCAAGAAGAGACUGAAGCUGUUGACAAUGUAGAGAAAGAAACCGAAGUUGUCGUCAUGGGAAAGAAAGAAAAUGAAAUUGGCGGCAUUAGAGAGGAAGAAACUGAAGUUGUCCACAAGAGAGAGGAGGAAACUGAAGUUGUGGAAAAUGGAGAGGAAGAAACAGAAGUUGUCGACAUGGGAGAUGAGGAAACUGAAGUUGUCCAGACGAGAGAAGAAGAAGAAGUUGUGGGCAAGGGACAGGAAGUAAGUGAAAGUCUACACAAGAGAGAUGAAGAAAGUGAAGUUGUGGAAGAACAAACUGAAUGAUAUGUCUUUCUAUUGGGUGGGUCUCCUUGACAAGAAGAAGAAAGGGAAUGAAAAAAAAAGGGUGAGCAAUGAGAGAGAGAGUCUUUCUAUGCACAAAAUGUGAUGUGGCGUGAAAUAACCAAGUAAAGGAGAGCCAGAGAGGAUGAGCUUUGCUUAUUUCUCAACCUGACCUGUUUGAGUGUUGACGAGAUGCACUUUGAAUUGAUGAAGACCAAAAAAAAAAACAUAACAAUUUUGAUUAAUGAAAGAUAUUGUCGAAAA
Molecule: messenger RNA, 4036 nt
Organism: Brassica rapa (field mustard)
Lineage: Eukaryota; Viridiplantae; Streptophyta; Magnoliopsida; Brassicales; Brassicaceae
Product: transcription factor GTE10
Molecular function (GO): protein binding
Source: RefSeq, a predicted model, not a curated record